Molecule: messenger RNA, 1416 nt
Organism: Uranotaenia lowii
Lineage: Eukaryota; Metazoa; Arthropoda; Insecta; Diptera; Culicidae
Product: transmembrane protein 39A-B
Exons: 3
Coding region: 1-1416 (471 amino acids)
Cellular component (GO): membrane
Source: RefSeq, a predicted model, not a curated record
AUGACCGUGACUAACCGCCGGAUUCCGCGGCCGUCUGGUCACCGGGGCCAUCUGCCGACACCGCAACAUUUCGUGCACCAUGCGGUUGGAAUGGGGGCUGGUGGUGGGGCCGGGGGGACAGCUGGAGCUGCUGGUGGAGUAGCAGGAAAUUUGGCCGGUGUUUCGGAAGACGCCGGGCACCAUAACUCGAUGAUCAACGGGGACGAGGAAGGGCCGUUCGCUUUUGGGGCCCCCUUUCCCAAACACGUUCCCUUUCCGAAUGUGGAACAGAGCUCAGAAUUGCUUAAUGAGUUCUUGAUAUUUGGCUUUACAAUUAUUGCUAGCGCUACGCAGUUUCUUCAUCUUUACCGGACCGUUUGGUGGCUGCCCAAUUCCUAUACCCGACAGGCUGUGAACUUCUACCUGAUCGAUUGGGACUUGGCAAUCUUCAUCUACGUGAUGGCCAGUCGACGGCUUCUGUACUGUUGUAUACUCAAACUUAUCGACCUCAACUGUCCGGAUGCGUACAUUGAAGUUAGUAAAAAGGUUGCCAAGUACGUGUUUCUGGGCUGUGUACUGAUCUCAUUCGUAGGCUGUGGCAUACAAAUCUAUCAGAAAAAUAGCUAUCUGUACCUAUUCUGCCUCUCGUAUCCCUUCGUUUUGUAUCUAACGAUAUUUGGAUUCAAUCUGGAACAAUUCCUACGGACUAUUGUGGAUACGGAAGCAAACUGCAUCAAUGGUAUGCCUGUGCACAGUUGCUCGUCAAAUGCACUUUCGGUCCGAUCCGAAAUCGAUGCCCUCAAGACAGAUUUCAACAACCGGUUCAAGCAAAUCAUCUUCACAUCUGUCUUGAAUGCUUAUUAUUCAGGAUUUGUGCCCUGCGUUUUAGUUCCGAAGCACCUGUACUACGACAUCUUCUGGGCCACCCAACAUUUGGGUUUCAUUUUCAUCGGAGGAUUCACGAUGUGUGUGGCUUAUUGUUUUCCGGUCAAGUAUUGUGACGUUUUCCACCGAGCUGCCCUCCAUUUGGGUCAAUGGAACCGAGUAACUCACAAAACGCAUCAUCCGCCACCUUACGCGUGGUCCAAAACGACUGUUUUCCCAUACGGAGCCUACGUGAGACACAUGGGAGAAAUCUAUCGGGCUUCCGGGUUCUGCAACUCGGCCAUUCCGGCUAACAACAGUCACAUUCGGUUUUUUGUUAUUUUCAAAAAUCCAGCCCUCAUCUACAUGAUCCUAUUCGGCAUUCAGAUCGCUCUAGUGGCAGUCCAACUGCUGAUUUUGUGCCUGUCCCACGAAUGGCACAAUCUCAUCUCGAUCGGUUUCCUACUGUUGGCAAACUAUUUCACGCUUUUUAAAAUAGCGCGUGAUUAUUUGAUCGCCAAGCGAAUCUAUGCCGGGGAAAAUGCCAUCAACGAAAAGUUUAAAUCUCAAUAG